AUGAAGGUCUCCGCUGUCCUCGCCGUUGCAGCCUGUGGCCUUGCCCCGGUUGCUGCGUUCCGCCUGCCUCUGCACCAUGGCACUCCCACGGGCUCUCUGACCUCUUGGCCCUCGUCCACCGGCCCUGCUCCUUCCGGCUGGUCGACUGGUAGCUUGCCGACUCCCACUGGCACCAGCUCCCCCCAUCCUAUUGGAGGAUUCCCCGAUUACCCUCCCCCUGCCUUCCCGUACUCGUCGGGCUCGUCUUCGUCUUCGGUCCCCACGCCCACCGGAACUCCCACCAGUGCUGCCCGUAAAGGUGGAUUUUGGCGCGCUGUCCAGGCUUAG
This is a messenger RNA of Penicillium lagena, 327 nucleotides long. RefSeq lists its product as uncharacterized. NCBI's taxonomy places the organism in Eukaryota, Fungi, Ascomycota, Eurotiomycetes, Eurotiales, Aspergillaceae. The record is from RefSeq and is a predicted model, not a curated record. The coding region runs from base 1 to 327 and encodes 108 amino acids. The transcript is spliced from 2 exons.